AUGGCAACUUUUUCGUCGUCAGUAGCAAAACUUUGUCUCACCCAGUCAGACGCCCCUGCCAUGGUGGCAGCAGUGGUGGCAGCAGUGGUGGCAGCAGUGGUGGCAGCAGUGGUGGCAGCAGUGGUGGCAGCAGUGGUGGCAGCAGUGGUGGCAGCAGUGGUGGCAGCAGUGGUGGCAGCAGUGGUGGCAGCAGUGGUGGCAGCAGUGGUGGCAGCAGUGGUGGCAGCAGUGGUGGCAGCAGUGGUGGCAGCAGUGGUGGCAGCAGUGGUGGCAGCAGUGGUGGCAGCAGUGGUGGCAGCAGUGGUGGCAGCAGUGGUGGCAGCAGUGGUGGCAGCAGUGGUGGCAGCAGUGGUGGCAGCAGUGGUGGCAGCAGUGGUGGCAGCAGUGGUGGCAGCAGUGGUGGCAGCAGUGGUGGCAGCAGUGGUGGCAGCAGUGGUGGCAGCAGUGGUGGCAGCAGUGGUGGCAGCAGUGGUGGCAGCAGUGGUGGCAGCAGUGGUGGCAGCAGUGGUGGCAGCAGUGGUGGCAGCAGUGGUGGCAGCAGUGGUGGCAGCAGUGGUGGCAGCAGUGGUGGCAGCAGUGGUGGCAGCAGUGGUGGCAGCAGUGGUGGCAGCAGUGGUGGCAGCAGUGGUGGCAGCAGUGGUGGCAGCAGUGGUGGCAGCAGUGGUGGCAGCAGUGGUGGCAGCAGUGGUGGCAGCAGUGGUGGCAGCAGUGGUGGCAGCAGUGGUGGCAGCAGUGGUGGCAGCAGUGGUGGCAGCAGUGGUGGCAGCAGUGGUGGCAGCAGUGGUGGCAGCAGUGGUGGCAGCAGUGGUGGCAGCAGUGGUGGCAGCAGUGGUGGCAGCAGUGGUGGCAGCAGUGGUGGCAGCAGUGGUGGCAGCAGUGGUGGCAGCAGUGGUGGCAGCAGUGGUGGCAGCAGUGGUGGCAGCAGUGGUGGCAGCAGUGGUGGCAGCAGUGGUGGCAGCAGUGGUGGCAGCAGUGGUGGCAGCAGUGGUGGCAGCAGUGGUGGCAGCAGUGGUGGCAGCAGUGGUGGCAGCAGUGGUGGCAGCAGUGGUGGCAGCAGUGGUGGCAGCAGUGGUGGUGGCAACAUGA
Molecule: messenger RNA, 1086 nt
Organism: Closterium sp. Yama58-4
Lineage: Eukaryota; Viridiplantae; Streptophyta; Zygnematophyceae; Desmidiales; Closteriaceae
Source: the annotation of a GenBank genome assembly